Molecule: messenger RNA, 3807 nt
Organism: Chionomys nivalis (European snow vole)
Lineage: Eukaryota; Metazoa; Chordata; Mammalia; Rodentia; Cricetidae
Gene: Umps
Product: uridine monophosphate synthetase
Exons: 6
Coding region: 28-1470 (480 amino acids)
Biological process (GO): 'de novo' pyrimidine nucleobase biosynthetic process; 'de novo' UMP biosynthetic process
Molecular function (GO): orotidine-5'-phosphate decarboxylase activity; orotate phosphoribosyltransferase activity
Source: RefSeq, a predicted model, not a curated record
CUUCCAGAGCGAACUGAGCGCGCGGGAAUGGCGGACGCCAGCGAAGCUCUGGGCCUCUUGGUCACCGAGCUGUACGACGUGCAGGCUUUCAAGUUCGGGAGCUUUGUGCUCAAGAGCGGGCUCACCUCCCCGGUCUACAUCGACCUGCGGGGCAUCGUGUCCCGCCCGCGACUCCUCAGUCAGGUUGCAGACAUUUUAUUCCAAACGGCAAAAAAUGCAGAGAUCAGUUUUGACAGUGUGUGUGGAGUUCCUUACACAGCGUUGCCACUAGCUACAGUUAUCUGUUCAACCAAUCAGAUUCCCAUGCUCAUCAGAAGGAAGGAAACAAAGGAUUAUGGUACCAAGCGUCUUGUAGAAGGAGAGAUUAAUCCAGGGCAAACCUGCCUGAUCAUUGAGGAUGUCGUUACCAGUGGGGCCAGUGUUUUGGAAACUGUUGAAGUUCUUCAGAAGGAGGGCCUGAAGGUGACUGACGCCAUUGUGCUGCUAGACCGUGAGCAGGGCGGCAAGGACAAGCUGCAGGCUCGCGGGAUCCGUCUCCACUCUGUGUGCACAUUGUCUGAAAUGCUGGAGAUUCUCGAGCAGCAGAAAAAAAUCGAUGCCGAGAUGGUUGGGAGCGUGAAGAGGUUCAUUCAGGAGAAUGUUUUCGCAGCAGCCAAUCAGAAUGGCGUUCCCCCUCCUGAGAAGAAAGCAUGCAAAGAACUCAGCUUUGGUGCUCGAGCAGAGCUGCCCGGGGUCCACCCGCUUGCCUCAAAACUUCUCAGGCUUAUGCAGAAGAAGGAGAGCAAUCUGUGUCUGUCUGCUGAUGUAUCAGAGGCCAGAGAGCUGCUGCAGCUAGCAGAUACCUUGGGCCCCAGCAUCUGCAUGCUCAAAACUCACGUUGAUAUUCUGAAUGAUUUUACUCUGGAUGUAAUGGAGGAGUUGGCGGCUCUGGCAAAGCGCCAUGACUUUUUAAUAUUUGAAGACAGGAAGUUCGCUGAUAUAGGAAACACAGUAAAAAAGCAGUAUGAAGGUGGCAUCUUUAAAAUAGCUUCCUGGGCAGAUGUAGUAAAUGCCCAUGUGGUACCAGGCUCAGGCGUUGUGAAAGGCUUGCAGGAAGUGGGCCUACCUUUACAUCGAGCAUGCCUGCUUAUUGCAGAAAUGAGCUCUGCCGGCUCCUUGGCCACUGGGAACUACACCAAAGCAGCAGUUGGGAUGGCUGAGGAGCACUGUGGAUUUGUGAUUGGUUUUAUAUCCGGCUCCCGAGUGAGCAUGAAACCAGAGUUUCUUCACUUUACCCCCGGGGUUCAAUUAGAAACAGGAGGGGAUCACCUCGGCCAACAGUACAAUAGUCCUCAAGAAGUGAUUGGCAAACGGGGUUCUGAUGUCAUCAUUGUAGGCCGGGGAAUACUUGCAGCGUCUAACCGGCUGGAAGCAGCUGAGGUGUACAGAAAGGCUGCCUGGGAAGCUUAUUUGGGUAGGCUUGCUGUUUAAUGAGAAGAUGCUGAAGACGACCGGUGUUCUCAAAGCAACAGUGCCUUACGGUGCUCGGGGUUCUGCACAGAGCCAAUGAGAGACAGACUCUGGAACUAUCAUAUCAUGGUCUUUACAUGUAUCACUGCCUUGGUACUGUAAUAAGCUCUUUGUAAAGCUUGCUUUCGUCGAGACUGCUAUUUGUUGGGCAGCCACCACCUUUCUGAUUCCCUUUCAGUCACAUCUAAUUGUUGUGUGUUGUUUUUUUGGGGGGCCUGCCACCCAGCUCCCAAAUAAAUCACACAUGGAGGGUUAUUCUUAGUUAUGAACGCCCGGUCUUAGCUUGUUUCUUGCUAGCUUUUCUUAAAGCUUCUGGGCUUGUAUCUUCUCUUAUUCUGUAUACCUUUCUUUCCUCCUUACUCGCUGGGUGCCCGGCCCCCAAUGUCUUCUAUUUACACUCUGCCUGCCAGCCCUGCCUACCCUUGCUCCUGCCUUGCUAUUGGCCAUUCAUCUCUUUAUUAGGACCAUUAGGUGUUUUAGACCGGCACAGUAACACAGCUUCACAGAGUGAAACAAAAGUUAGACACCUGGAAAUAGUCCCCAACAUCUAAUGUCAGCCACUUACCUCGUUCAGUACCAUGGAGCAGGAGUUUUGGCUCAUCCUUCUCAGCGGUCAGUGUAGAAAGCCCAGUUUCCUCUGCAUCUGGAUGGCAGACUGCUGCAUCUAGGCAUAGUAGUACCAGUUCCCUACCGUCAUUAAUGUGGACUGGAGGUUCAAUGUUGCUCUUCUAGAGGGUCAGCAUUUGGUUCCCAGCACCCACGUGGUGGCUCACAACCAUCUGUAACUCCACUUCCAGGAGAUCCAAUUUCCCCUUGCUUCAGCUCCACAUAAAUGUAUAAAAACUUUUCUUUAAAUUAGUCUUUGCCAGUGCUAAAAGGGAGAAUUUUUAGUACAGGAGUGUGCCCAUUGCAGAUGGCCUGCCCCGGAUAAACUUGAGUCUUUUCCCCCUUUGGUUCACUUUUUUUUAAAAUAUUUAUCUAUGUAUUAUGUAUACAAUAUUCUGUCUUGUGUGUCUGCCUGCAGGCCAGAAGAGGGCAUCAGAUCUCAUUUCAGAUGGUUGUGAGCCACCAUGUGGUUGCUGGGAAUUGAACUCAGGACCUGUGGAAGAACAGGCAAUGUUCUUAACCACUGAACCAUCUCUCCAGCCCUUGGUUUACAUUCUUAAUGAGCAAAGCACCAUCACCAUGGUUUCUGCCCUCCACACAUCUUCUGCGGGGCCUUAAGUUCUUAUUCCUGCCAGAAGGAAAGAUCUGUUAGCAUUCAGCAGGUAGCUGUGUGUAUACAGUCCAGACUGGAGCAUACUGGUGUGUAUCAGAUGGAAUGGUAAGUUUGUAUGCUAACCAUGUAGCCUGCUAACUUGCUUACACAGCGCCCUGUAGUCUACACAUUCAUAAAAAGAUUAGCCACCACACCUCACUCAGCAAGUAUGCACCCUCCAGUAAAGUGGAGUCAGGACAGCUGAAGCAGCAAGCGCUUGAAGGAGGUCUGAUUGCAGCAUGAUCCCAUCAAGAAAGGCAUAAGGCAGGAGAGUGAGAGCCAUGGAUCUCAGGGUAAAUUUGCACUAAUGCCUGGAAAAUGCUAAGAAAACGUCCAUUCUAGGUGUUAGCUUACUCUGUCUCCCGACAUCUGGUGGUUCCAGGAGGCCAAAGGGAUCCUUUCAGAGUUAAGGUGCAAGCCUAAAUUGAGGUCCUGACGUUUCACGUCCACACUUACGCACGGUUCCAGAGCGAUCUUUCAGUUCAUUCCUAGGGAAGCAGGUCUUCAGGAAAGAGGUCAGAGGGAAAAUACACAUUAGCAUAAUGCAUUAAAGCCUUGCGGUAUACUCGUCAGCAUUUUGGGAAAUAGGAAGCAUAAGGUUCUUUUUGUUUGGGUUUUUUUUUUUUUUAAAGAAUUAUGUGUACAGUAUUCUGUCUGCAUGUAUGCCUGCAGGCCAGAAGACAAGAGGGCACCAGAUCUCAUUACAGAUGGUUGUGAACCACCAUGUGGUUGCUGGGAAUCGAACUCAGGACCUUUGGAAGAGCAGGCAGUGCUCUUAACUGCUGAGCCAUCUCUCCAGCCCACAUAAGGUCCUCUUGAGAACACUGACGUCCUGGGUCGAUCCACCCACUAAACUAACUACAGUACUGUUGGGGGUUGUGGACCCCCAGACCCCGAAUUCCCUGUGAGCAGCUUGUCUUUCCUAUGCUUGCAGCUGCUCUGAGCACGAGACCUUGAUGGCAGGCUGGUGGGGCUGCAGCUGAAAGAUCGAGAGCUGGGGCAUGGAGAGCCCUAUAUAAGCUUCCCCUGAGCACAAUAAA